Molecule: messenger RNA, 381 nt
Organism: Paramecium pentaurelia
Lineage: Eukaryota; Ciliophora; Oligohymenophorea; Peniculida; Parameciidae
Source: the annotation of a GenBank genome assembly
AUGAAAGCAUAAAACAUAUAAAAUUUACCAACAAAAGUUACAUAAUUAAUUAUAGUGAUACUUGAACCCCCUUAUAAUAAGUUUGUUAUGAAGAGAGGUAUUAAUCUUUUGCUUGAAAUAAUUUGUAUAAAUAUUAAUUAUAAUGAGAGAAAUGAUUUCUUUAUGAAUUGGCCAAGCUGGCCUUUAAAUAGGAAAUUCGCUUUGCAAUUAUUCUAUUUAGAAUAUAAUAUUCAAUUAGAUGGAACUGUUCCAACUGAUCGAAUAUUAGAAGGUCUAAAUUCACAAAUUGAUUCUCUCUUUUCAUUGUCUUAAUAUGGAAGUUUGUUCCAAGAGCUAUUUUCUUUGAUGAAGAUCCAACAACAACAAACUCUUUGAAGAAUU